Molecule: messenger RNA, 432 nt
Organism: Fimicolochytrium jonesii
Lineage: Eukaryota; Fungi; Chytridiomycota; Chytridiomycetes; Spizellomycetales; Powellomycetaceae
Exons: 3
Coding region: 1-432 (143 amino acids)
Source: RefSeq, a predicted model, not a curated record
AUGCCCCAUCCCCCCCUCGACCUUCACCCACCCAAGCGGUUGUUCCGCGGCCUCCGCAACCCCGCCUUCCUAACCCUCACCGUCAUCACCGUAACCUGCUCAGUCUUCGGAUGGAUCACCUGGCUGCGCGGCGGCGAGGCCCCGCCGUUGACGGACCAGGGGCGGGUCGAGCAGGAGGCCAAUCGGCAGGGAGCGGCUAUUGCGCGAGUGGUCACGAGGGGAAUCCUGGGUGGGAAUGCGAAGAGUGCGGGGAGUGGAGGGAAGGGAGAAAGUGGGGGGGAGGGCAAGAUGGAAGGGAAGGUGUUUGAGGACCAGACGGUGCCGUUGGAAGUGGCGAGUGGGAAAUUGGUUGAUGGGCGGGUUGGGGUCGCUCCACGGGAAAUCCCCGAUGAGGCCGACCGCAAAUCUCCUCAUGAACUAAGUGCAAACUAA